ACGUUUUAUGCUAUAAAUAGGAAUAAAAAGGGGAAAAAGGUAGCGGUGCCCCGAGGAAGGGAGGGAAGAGGAGGACGGGGCAGGGGUGCGCAGCGUCUGCGGAAGCGGGAGUGCAUGGAGGGGGCUGCUGGCAGAGGGGGGCUGAGCUGCGCUCGGCCUCAGCCCGGCGGGAGCUAGCUGCCAGGGCGAUGCUGCACGGCCCCGCCGCCAUGGGGGAGCCGUGGCAGCCGCAGCCGCAGCAGCAGCAGCGGCUCCCGGGGCUCGGCAACGCCUCGGAACCCAGCGCUUGGCCCUCAGCGGCGGGAGGGCCGGGAACGGCGGCUCCGGGAAGCGACGGCGGGGCCGGGCCCGGACCCGGGAGCGAAGCAGGAGCUGGGGGAGCUGUCAGCCCCUGGGACAUCGCUCUGUGCGCUACGGGGACGGCGGUGGCCGGGGAGAAUGCUUUGGUGCUGGCCGUGCUUUUCUACACGCCGAGCCUGCGGGCUCCCAUGUUCCUGCUGAUCGGCAGCCUAGCCCUGGCCGAUUUACUGGCCGGACUGGGGUUAGUGGCCAACUUCGCCGUGCGGUACCUGCUGCGACCUCCCAGCGAGGCGGCGGAGCUGGGGGCUGCGGGGCUGCUGCUGGCCGCCUUCUCCGCCUCGGUCUGCAGCUUGCUGGCCAUCACGGUGGAUCGCUACCUGUCCUUGUACAACGCGCUGACCUACCACAGCGAGCGCACGCUGGGCUUCACCUGCGCCAUGGUGCUGCUGAUGUGGCUGCUGUGCCUGGGAGUGGGGCUCCUGCCCCUCCUGGGCUGGAACUGCCUGAGGGACCAGAGCUCCUGCAGCAUCCUGCGGCCCGUCACCAAGGACAACGCGGCGGUGCUGGCCGUCACCUUCCUUCUCCUCUUCGCCCUCAUGAUGCAGCUUUACCUGCAGAUCUGCAAGAUCGCCUUCCGGCAUGCCCAGCAGAUUGCCGUGCAGCACCAGUUCAUUGCCACGGCACAGGCCACCUCCACCCGCAAAGGGCUCUCCACCCUCUCGCUCAUUCUGGGCACCUUCGCCCUGUGCUGGAUCCCCUUUGCCAUCUACUCCUUGGUGGCCGAUUCCAGCUACCCCGUGGUCUACACCUACUCCUUGGCGCUGCCUGCUACCUGCAACUCCCUCAUCAACCCCAUCAUCUACGCCUUCAGAAACCCAGACAUCCAGAAGUCUCUCUGGCUGGCCUGCUGUGGUUGCAUCCCUUCCACGUUCUCCUCCAGACCAAGGACAUCCAGCGAUGUGUGAGGACUAAGCACGGAGCGAGACACGCUCCCUUGCUCUUCUCCUCCUCCUCCUUCUCCUCCUCCUUUUCCCUUCUGUCGUUAUUGUUUCCUACCGGGAGGAGCCCCCCCAGCCAGCCCAUCUUGUUCCAUGAAAAGAUGGUGAAAAAGAGGGAAAAAAAAAAAGGAAAAAAAAGAAGGGGGAAAGAAAGAGAGAGGGUAGAAUGAAAAUGGUUUCCUUUAGAAAUGUUAUUUUCUUACACAUUUUAUUUUUUAUUUAAAAACACAAAACACCAAAAAAAAAAGG
This is a messenger RNA of Dryobates pubescens (Downy woodpecker), 1547 nucleotides long. RefSeq names its product G-protein coupled receptor 12. The record is from RefSeq and is a predicted model, not a curated record. Gene Ontology annotation, biological process: G protein-coupled receptor signaling pathway. NCBI's taxonomy places the organism in Eukaryota, Metazoa, Chordata, Aves, Piciformes, Picidae. Gene Ontology annotation, molecular function: G protein-coupled receptor activity. Gene Ontology annotation, cellular component: membrane. The transcript is spliced from 2 exons. Bases 189 to 1265 code for a protein of 358 amino acids.